Messenger RNA from Sitophilus oryzae (rice weevil), 1188 nucleotides. Its product is annotated as venom carboxylesterase-6-like. The transcript has 7 exons. Bases 1 to 1167 code for a protein of 388 amino acids. Lineage: Eukaryota; Metazoa; Arthropoda; Insecta; Coleoptera; Curculionidae. The record is from RefSeq and is a predicted model, not a curated record.
AUGACUCUGCCAUCUGCAUACCAAAUUCAGUGUAUUCCCGCUAGAGUUAAUUUGUCUAGUAGUUCAUCCACUUCAUCCGAGCUGUACAGUAGGGGAAAGGUUACUCCAUCUUGUGGAUUUCCUUGUGUUUCGAUAGAAGGCGCAUUAGGGUUUCUCAGUACAGGAGAUGGAAUAGUGCCAGGAAAUAAUGGCCUUAAAGAUCAAAACUUAGCUUUGAAAUGGAUACAAAGAAACAUCAAGGCCUUUGGGGGUAACCCGGAUAGUGUCACUAUUUUUGGAGAAUCUGCCGGUGGGUCCAGCGUGCAUUAUCAUAUGGUAUCACCUAUGAGCCGAGGUUUGUUUCAUCGAGUCAUAGCUAUGAGUGGAACAGCUCUUUGCGUGUGGGCUUCGGCACCCAAAAAUGAAAAUAUUGAGCACUCUAAACAACUUGCAAAGUCUCUGGAUUGUCCAACUGAUAAUUCCAAAAACAUGGUAGAGUGUUUACGAAAGGCUGAUGCAAUGGAUAUUAUUAAAAAGGAUACGAUAUUUAUGAAAUGGGAUUUUGAUCCCAUGAUACCAUUUAAGCCCACUGUAGAGCCUGACGUUGAAGGUGCCUUCUUAACGGAACAUCCAGUUGAGGCAGUUAAAAAGGGAAAGAGUGCACCGGUACCUAUGAUAGUGGGAAUAACUAAAAACGAUGGAGCUCUCAGAGCUGCAGGUUUGAUACGUAAUGAUCAACUUUUGGAAGAACUAAAUAAAGAAUUUGACAAAAUUGUUCCCGUAAGCUUGAUAUACGAAAAGACUGCUCAUAAUGUCAGCCUCAUUACAAAAGAAAUAAAGAAAUUUUAUUUUAAAAAUGAAAAAAUCGAUUGGUCUAAGAGAAAUGAAUUGGUAGAUAUGUAUACUGAUGGCUGGUUCCUCAACUGUGCGGACGAAACCGUGCAACUACAUAGAAAAUUCACUAAGGACCCUGUAUAUUAUUAUAUGUUCAGUCAUAGAGGAGUUGCUAGUUUCAGUAAAAUCUUUGGCGGUGGUGAGGAAGAUUAUGGUGUAUGCCAUGCUGAUGAUUUACAGUACCUUUUCCCUGUAGGAGACGGAUUAUUUCCAGAUAAAACACCAACCGAGUCAGACAAACAUGUUUCUAAGCUAUUCACUAGCUUAUUUGCUAAUUUUGCUCUUUCAGGGUAAAGUAUUAAAGUCAUAUACCGU